Messenger RNA from Fraxinus pennsylvanica, 984 nucleotides. The record is from the annotation of a GenBank genome assembly. Lineage: Eukaryota; Viridiplantae; Streptophyta; Magnoliopsida; Lamiales; Oleaceae.
AUGGAUAUCUCAGCAGCCUCAUGCUUCUCUGAAAUGGUAAUGGACGGUUCGAUUUCUGAGGACCAAAUUGAUUUGUUGGACACUUUUGAUGAAGAAUUGAAUGCUUUUCUUAGAGAAGAUUUAUCUCCAGGAAACAACUCAUCUUCUUCAUUAACUCUGAUUCCAAGUAGCAGCUCAAUGUCAAGUUUGUGUACUUCCCGGGGAAUGGAACCACCACCCGAACAGCAAAAGCUUAACAAUAAUAAUGGCUAUUGUGCGCCUAACUUUGCUUCUUCUACUCCGAUCAUUCUCAAUUUCUGCAACGCCAAUUCUCCUACUAGAAGUUCUCAGCAAUAUAAACUAAGUUCCUUGAAUCCAGAAGAAAAGGUGGCAGUUUCUGAAGCUUUGAGAAACUCUGAAGAGGCUAUAAAAACCUCACAAAAAACAAAGAAAAAUGGUCGUGUUAGGCCGCCAUCUCAACCCUAUGAUCAUAUAAUUGCAGAAAGAAAACGUCGGGAGGUGCUCAGCCAGCAAUUUGUUGCUCUUUCAGCCUUAGUUCCUGGCCUCAAGAAGGUGGAUAAAACUUCUGUACUGGGAGAUGCGAUUAAGUAUGUGAAACGCCUUCAAGAGUGCGUGAAGACGUUUGAGGAACGAGCAACAAAACAAACAGUGGAAUCUGUGGUGCUUGUUAACAAAUCGAAGCUCUCAAUGGAAAACGAGGGAUCUUUGGACGAGAAUGACAGCUCCGAGCUGCCGGAAAUAGAAGCUAAAGUUUGCAACAACCACAUUUUUCUGAGAAUCCACUGUGAGAAGCAUAGAGGCAUUCUAUCCAAAAUACUUACUGAGGUAGAGAAGCUCCAUCUCUCAAUCAUCAAUGUGACUACUACAUCGUUUGGAAGUUUUGCUCUUGAUAUUAGCGUUAAUGCAGAGAUGGAGAAAGAAUCCAGCUUGUCGCCGAAAGAAGUUAUACGGGCUCUUCGUUUGGCUCUCCAACGUGCUGCAUAG